UCCAUGAUCACAUUCAUCGAGAGGAGUUAUUCAGCAAUACUAGCUCAAUUGACUAGUAACUUCAUCCCAUAGAGGUCUUAGCGCUAGUCGAGCUAAUGAGAUAUCUCUGAGAUUCGUCUUUCAACAAAUGCUCAACACCCCUUGGACAAUGCCUCGAAAUACCAUUGAAGCACUUCGACAGGACUUCAAAUAUCGCCCAGAUCAACGAAGCCUCCCAAAUUAACACAUUCUCAAUCUCUGAACUCCUACUUAGCGCUGAGAUUAGUCCCCUUGUCUGUGUCUUCACUUUUCCCGCCCUAUUCAACGUUGGUAAGCAGGCCUAUUAGUCAAGUCCCUCCGGAGUGAAAGUACACGCCCUACUAUUGACACCUCUCGUAUAUAAACGAGGAAAGAUUCCUUCAAGCUUCUCAUUCUAUCCAAAAGUCUCUCAAUCUAGAACGACUUUCCCACAUCGAUCAACAAGUCAAAAAGCAAUGUCUUCUCGCACCGCUCUCGUCCUCAUCGACGUCCAAGAGGGAUUCUCCCAUCCGACCCACUGGGGAGUAGCCCGCUCAACUCCCUCCCUCGAAGACAACAUCCCAAUCCUUCGAUCCGCGUUCCGAGCAGCAGGAGCACACAUCAUCCACGUUCAACACGUCUCAGCCCACCCCGACUCACCACUCCACCCGUCUAACCCUGGAGUCAAAUUCAAAUCAUGCGCCACUCCGCUCGCAGAUGAGCCAAUCUUAACGAAGCGCACGAACUCCGCCUUCAUAGGCACAGAUCUAGAAGAAAGACUAAGGGCGAUGGACCUCAACCUCCUAGUCAUAGCAGGUCUCACGACGAUGCAUUGCGUUAGCACUACGACGCGGAUGGCUAGCAACUUGGGUGUGCUGAAGCAUCCUUAUGAUGGAACUGGGGUGGAUUGGGCGGGUAAUGGGCGGAUUGUGCUUGUGGGAGAUGCUACAGCGGCUUUCAUCACGGAAGAGGAGGUCAAGAAGGGGUGGAAUGCGGAGCUCUUGCAUGAGGUGCAUCUAAGUGCGUUGACUGAGUUUUGUGAGGUCCAGACGACGGAGGAAGUGGUGAAGGACGUUGAGGGGAGGAACAAGUGAUUUGAACGCAGUCUCUCCACUACGACGCAUCAAGGCUCGACUAUGCGCGUAAAGAAAAGUAUUGCAAGCCUUUACAUGUCGUUAUUUUAGUAGAAGGGCUUGGCAUUGGAAAAAACCGAAUUUGGGUUCAGGAUUCGUCUAGCGAGCUAUUCUCCGAAAAUACACGCAAAGCAGUAUUCAAACAAUAGUUCCGCGCA
Mytilinidion resinicola is the source of this 1288-nucleotide messenger RNA. Its product is annotated as Isochorismatase hydrolase. The record is from RefSeq and is a predicted model, not a curated record. The coding region runs from base 474 to 1091 and encodes 205 amino acids. NCBI's taxonomy places the organism in Eukaryota, Fungi, Ascomycota, Dothideomycetes, Mytilinidiales, Mytilinidiaceae. The transcript has a single exon.